Myotis brandtii (Brandt's bat) is the source of this 3935-nucleotide messenger RNA. RefSeq lists its product as uncharacterized. NCBI's taxonomy places the organism in Eukaryota, Metazoa, Chordata, Mammalia, Chiroptera, Vespertilionidae. The transcript has 16 exons. The coding region runs from base 515 to 2899 and encodes 794 amino acids. The record is from RefSeq and is a predicted model, not a curated record.
GGUGCGGGGCCCGACACCCGCCUCCUCCCGCGCCUCAGGCAUUCAUUCCCGGAGCAUAUCUGCCGGCCUGGGGUCCUGUUGGAUGUCGGCGCCGUCCGCCAGAGAAAAGGGAGUCUCUAUUGGAGCCGAAAAGUUUGAUAUUCGCGGUUUUAUAAAGCGCCCUGAAAGCGAGAAGAGGGGCUGGGAGAUGUGCUCACUUGUACACACUCCUUAUGACUCAGAAGGACUGCGCUAUUAUUCACCAUUACGGCUCACGGCCAGGCCGUCCAGGCACUAAGGAGACGAACCUGCAAAGGGAAAAAGAGAUGAGGAGGCGCUUACUAGAGAAGCCAAGGGAGGACCGCGUCUCUAGAAGGGAGUGGUCAACUGCGUUGAGUGCUACGAAAAGGUCAAGUAAAAGGACAGAAAAAUGUCAGAUGGAAGCCGUUGGGGACCUUAGCAAGAGCUGUUUAGGUGGACAGAUGGAAGCCAGACUAAAGAGAGAUGUUUUAAAGUCUGAGCAUGAUCACUAGGGAUGAAAUCUGAAGAAUACAGAAGGAUGGAAAGAUGCUGGCCCCUUGAUUCAGCUACUGAAUUGGAAAACCAUAGGCUAGUCACUCUUUCUCCAAACAUGUCUGAUGGCAGAAUGGAAGACUUUACUAAAACUAGACCUUUGGACAUUGGACCUAUCUAUUUCUUUGAUCAGAUGAAACCAAAAAAGAAAAAAUGGGAUAAGAGAGACCUUCUCCCCCAUUUGGAGCACACUCCAGAAGAAAAACAUAGUCCUACAGAGAGUAUUAACUCUAAAGAAGUAGAUGAGAAACCAAGUCUAUCUAUAGAAGCUGCAUCGAAGAAGCAAUAUGCGUUUCAGUCAUUUGCCAUCUCACCAACUCCUGUUGUUUCCAAGUUUCCUCCUAACGUUACAUUCUCCAAAAUACAAAUGCAGAAGAGUCUGCUUGAAGAAUACAAAGACAUUGCUGCUGAAUUACUGUGUGAACUUGGGGAGACAUUGCAGAUAUAUGCUGAGUAUAAUAUUGCUUUCCCUGUAGGAAUUGUAAAUCUUGUGAAUUACAGUUGGCAUGAUCUCAUUGAAGAAGCUAAUAAAUAUGAAACCAAAAUGUCAAUGUUGAAGAAACAGGAUGCCUUGCAAAGCACUUCCAGUUCCAUGAUAGUUGACAAAAUCAGCAACUAUCCAAGAAUAGAAUGUCAUAAGGAAAAUCUUCUGAUGAAAACAAAAAGAGAUUGGCGCCAUUUUGUAUCAAUGAAUUCUAUGAAAAAAAUACAUGUUGUCGGCCAAAAGCAGUAUUCCCAGAUCUUCCAGGAAAGCAAUUUACCUUUUGUCAUUCACUUCUCACUGUCAUCCAAGAUCUGUUUAGAAAAUGGUUGGAUCUUUCACUAUCCUCACACAAAAUUCGAAAUUCUGAAAUGGAAGACAGUCCUCGAUAUUGCUGUGAAGAAGCUACAAGAAGCCAUAAUUCAAAUCAAAACAGAAGCAGCCAAGCUGAAGAAAGAGGGAUUCAACAAACGACUUAUUCUGCGCCACUAUAAUGAUCCUAAACCGGAGGCAGAGGUGGACAACAGUCCCCUCAGUUCUCAAUAUUUCUGGCUGGAGCUGCUGAAGGGGAAGCCUCAGAUGCCAGCAGUCCAACAGGAUAACCCAGAGAUGAAAAAGUUCCAUUACGCCUUGAUAGACGGUUCCUCCAUGAUUUACUAUCCGUCUGGCCGUGUAGCUGUCUGUCAAAGCUAUUCUGCCCUCCCUUGGGGUGGCAUGUACACCAACAUAUUCAGUGACUUGCCAGAUCAAGUUAUCCUUGGGACCUUUACACCUUUUGGAUGUGGUAGUAUUUCUUUUCCUAAGGGCCAAAUAAUAUCAAUGAUGUUUAAUGAGGAUGGAGGCCUGGUGAUCAACAAAAAUGGAUACAUUGUAAGAGAAUGGGCAUGGCCUUCAAAGGGAAAACUUGAUGAUCCUGUUGAAAUUUUGGUGAAUGCAUUCAUCACUGUGAAGAUUUCUGGGCGCUUUGCCAUCUCCUUGGUCUACAAAUGGCAUCCUCAAAGCCUAAAGCUGUCUCUGGCACCUGUAAAACGCAGGUCCUCCAUGUUUCCUCCACACACCCCUGAGACACCAUUCCCUGAUGUCAAUCCCAUCUCCAAAGAAGCCAGGGAGCUAUUCAAGGCCUACAAAAUGAAGUGCAAGCUAAUGAAAUCCAUAACUCAGGUCAAAGAUCGUUCAAGUUUAUCAGGUGCAGCGGAUACUGCUACAUUUGAUACAGCAAUGGACAUAAGCCCUAUGUCUGACAUUGCGACAGUUAUUCAAUUAAGAAGACUACAGAGAAAAGCCAAGCACAUCCUAUUUAACUGGCUGGAUUACUACAGAUUUUCAUUGGGAAUAGAAUGUCUGCACAUGUGCAAAGUGCCCAGGUUUCCACCAAAAGUGGUCAGGAAAGAAGAAGUCUCCCCAGCAGAAUUUCUUCUGAAACCAAGUGCAAAGGAAAAAGAUGAGAAUAAGGAGUAUCUUCUAUACCGAAACACCUUCCUAAAACUGAAGGGUGUCUUUCAGCCUUCGCCUCUCCCUUGCAUCCAGAAGACCCCAGCCAGCAAGUGUUCCUUCAGGCUUCCCCUUCCCAAUCAGAGCAAGGAUGGGCAGUUUGCUCCCCAUCUGGCUUGUCCUGUGGUCGUAAGGAGAAUGCUCUGUGGGAAGGAAGGGCCCAUUUGCCGAUGUAGCACUUACAGCGUUCCCGAAGUGACAGACCUGGAGUAUGAUCACCUUAUAAACCAGCAACUGUCCUCCAUGGACCAGAUUAUUAUAGUCUAUGUGUUCUCAGAUAAGGAAAAGGACAAGACUAUGAAGGAAGUGAACAAAGUGUACAGGGAGCAGAAUAAAGCUAGAAACAUGCCUUGUACUCAGGCCUUCCUAUACUAGUACAUGGCAUCACACAGUGUGCACAUUUCAAAACACACAGUGCAUUUUUAUGCUUCCUCUGCCAGAGAAUGGAAAUGGUAAGUACAAGUCAUGCCAACGUCUUCCAAUUCCGCAUCCUUGGCAGACAUUACUAAUCUAUCAUUCUUGUCAACUGAGCCUAGACUGGACCCUAAACUCUUACUUUGAUUGCACUCCAAGUAGCCUCUGCCUGAAGUAAGUCUGAAGUAGGCACUCAUAAAACCUCUUCCACAUGAUAGCUGUUACCCGCAACACAUUUAAUAAGUCUUUAUGUCUUACUGAUUCUGUCCCUGAGAUAUUUUUUCCUAGUUGUCCCUUUUUUUCAAUCCCAUUGCUUCUGCUUAUUUUAGACCUUUACCAUCUCCCACCUGAUGUUCUCCAAUAAGUUGCCUAAUUUUCCUGCUUCUGAUCUUAGUCCCUCUGACAUUUCCUACAUGUUGCAGGGUAUUAUUUUUAAUAUCUGAAGAUGACUGCAUCAUUCUGCUUAAAACCCUCUAAGGCCUUCUCUUCAGGUCAAGUCCAAGUUCCUUACCUGACAUUGAGGGCCCACUCCCACUGGGGCUCUUCCCUGCAUGUUCAGGUCCCUACUUCAACCUCAGUGAUAGCCUCAGGGGGGACUUUAAAGAAUGCUUAGGGACCCUCAGGUCUUGUUCUCCAUCAGGUUGAAGCACGUGAAAGCUGAGAGUUGGGCUUUGUCACCCUUUGCCAAACUGCUUCCAAUAAGUUGCCUUUUUAGGAUGUUGCCCUGAGUAUACCCUGUGCUUAUUUUAAGGGGUGUUACAUUAUUUGCUACAGGCCUGGUAUAACCUGUGUUAAGCCCAAUGUGGAAAUUGUCUCCCUGAAUGAGAAGCUAGAAAGCUUUUCUCCCCACGAGGAUCUGGUGUGCGCCCUCUUUCCUGUCCAUGAGAUUUUGGUGCCCUACUGGGUUCCUCUCUUCACUUUGCCUUAAAGUAUAGAACAAGCCCUAGCUGGUUUGGCUCAGUGGAUAGAGCGUCAGCCUGCAGACUGAAGGGUCCUG